Molecule: messenger RNA, 4418 nt
Organism: Manis pentadactyla (Chinese pangolin)
Lineage: Eukaryota; Metazoa; Chordata; Mammalia; Pholidota; Manidae
Gene: SHC4
Product: SHC adaptor protein 4
Exons: 12
Coding region: 321-2213 (630 amino acids)
Biological process (GO): intracellular signal transduction; cell surface receptor protein tyrosine kinase signaling pathway
Cellular component (GO): plasma membrane
Molecular function (GO): receptor tyrosine kinase binding
Source: RefSeq, a predicted model, not a curated record
GCGCGGCUGGCUAUCUGGUACUCGGCCCGGUUCUGUGCACAGUUGGCGGUGAGCGGUCCGCGCUGCCCAAGCCGGAGUCCGGGUUUUCCCAGCAAGGGAUCCAAGGCGAGAACACCGGGUGCGGCCGCCUGGGCCUGGGAGGGACUGAAAUCAGCCGGGGAGGCAUUUUCCCCCUGGGCCCGGGAGCCGAGGCGGGCGAGGGCGAGAACAGAGUUGGAGAGGUGGCUGCCGCGAGGUGCACUUGCUUUGCGUUCCGUUUAUCUAGCAGACGACCGAGGCGAUUUAAUGCAACAGUAUCCUGUCUGGGCGCUGCCAAGGCUAUGCGCGAACGCAGUCAGGACAGCCUGGCCGGACUCGUGCUGUAUGUAGGACUCUUCGGGCACCCCGGGAUGCUGCACAGGGCCAAGUACAGCCGCUUUCGGAACGAGUCCAUCACAUCCUUGGAGGAAGGCAGCCCCGGAGGCUCGGUUGGCAGCAAGGGCUCGCCGCAGCCUCCCUACCCCGCCCUGGCACCUCACCUGCCGGCUGAAGAUGCGACCUCGGCGUCCCAGGAGAGCCCCACCCCGUUGUGCACCUUGAUACCUCGCUUGGCGAGCAUGAAGUUGGCCAACCCAGCCACCUUGCUGAGUCUGAAAAACUUUUGUUUGGGUACCAAAGAGGUGCCCCGGCUGAAGCUUCAGGAAAGCCAGGACCCGGCUCCCAGCAGCCCAGCAUCCCCUGAAACCUGUCUAAACAGGGCCGUGUCUGCACCUCCGCUGCAGCCAGACCUGGUGGGCCACAGGGCUACUGCCUUAAGUCCCGAUACCUGCCCCCUUCCUGGCCCUGGGGAGCCAACGCCAGGGAGCAGGCAGGACAGGCACUUGCUGCAGCACCUGCUGGGACCGGGCAUGAACUACUACGUGAGGUACAUGGGCUGUAUUGAAGUGCUGCAAUCAAUGAGGUCACUGGAUUUUGGAAUGAGAACCCAAGUUACAAGGGAAGCAAUAAGUCUCCUGUGUGAAGCCGUCUCUGGGGCAAAUGGAGCCAUUAAAAAGCGAAAGCCUCCAGUUAAGUUCCUGUCCACAGUUCUUGGCAAAAGUAAUCUUCAGUUUUCGGGAAUGAAUAUAAAGCUGACCAUCUCAACAUGUAGCCUCACACUGAUGAAUAUUGAUAACCAACAGAUUAUUGCAAAUCAUCAUAUGCAGUCUAUUUCAUUUGCCUCUGGAGGGGAUUCUGAUACUACAGACUAUGUUGCCUAUGUAGCUAAAGACCCAGUUAAUCAACGAGCCUGCCAUGUAUUGGAAUGCCGCAACGGAAUGGCCCACGACGUCAUAAGUACCAUAGGGCAGGCUUUUGAACUCCGGUUUAAACAGUAUUUGAAAAAUCCUUCUUUGAACACUUCUUGUGAAAGUGAGGAGGUGCCCAGUGACGGCCGUGCCGAGGAGAGAGAGGAUCAUGAGUAUUACAAUGAAAUCCCAGGGAAGCAGCCACCUGCAGGUGGCGUUUCAGAUGUGCGGAUCAAAGUUCAAGCCACAGAACAAAUGGUUUACUGCCCCAUACGGUGUGAGAAGUUGUGCUAUUUGCCUGGAAACUCCAAGCGCAGCAGUGUAUAUGAGAACUGUUUAGAACAAAGCAGGGCAAUAGGUAAUGCACAGGAGACAGGGGCGCAGCCACAACGAGACACCUUGUCAAGGAAGCACACGUGUCGAGUGGAGCUCUUCGAUGACCCCUGCUACAUUAAUACACAGGCUUUUCAGAGCACACUUGGCUCAGGCCGAAAGCAGAGCUCAGCUCACCCCCUGGGGAGCCCAUGGCACAGUGAAAAAGUACCAGAAACUGUUCAGCCAGGUGCCAUGGCCCAGCCUGCCAGCUCACAUGCUUUGCCACACAUUAAGCAGCAGCUGUGGAAUGAAGACUGCUACCAUGGCAAGCUGAGCAGGAAGGCAGCAGAGAGCCUUUUGGUAAAGGACGGAGACUUUCUGGUUCGAGAGAGUGCAACGUCUCCUGGCCAGUAUGUGCUGAGUGGGCUGCAGGGAGGCCAGGCAAAACAUCUUCUCCUGGUGGAUCCUGAAGGCAAGGUGAGGACCAAGGAUCAUGUGUUUGAUAAUGUUGGCCACCUUAUCAGAUACCACAUGGAUAAUAGUUUGCCAAUCAUCUCGUCUGGAAGUGAAGUAAGCCUUAAACAACCAGUAAGAAAAGAUAACAUCCCAGGACUUUCGCAUUCCAACAAAUGACAAUAUGGAAGUACCAACACACUGAUAUUUCAAGAAAGUCCCUUUUGUAUUAAGAUACAGAGAUAAUUCAGACUUGGUGUCUAGACAAAACAGAGCACAGACUGUGAAGUGUAUCUUUCUGAGAGCAUCAUGGAUUAGGUUCUUUAUAAAACAAAGAACUAACAAAAACUGAUCUCCAGAAAGUGAAAAUCUGAGAAGCAGAAGAAGACUGGUCGAUUUGAGAAGAAAUGAUGCAUAUGCACGGAUCACUUUUUAAGGCCCGAUUGCAUUGAUACCAAGCUAAAAGCACAAUUGAAAUUUCAUACGCUAAGGACAACUUUAAUGAACUGCUGGGGCAGUGGUAUGUGCCUUUCAACUCGAUCAUUUGGGAACAUUUUCAUAUUGGGGAGGUUAGUAUUAAUUGUCUUCAUAUUCUAUAAAUACAGAACAAUUUGCCAAAAACAAGUUUUUCCUUGACACAAAAAUAAGAAGCAAUUUGCUCAAUAGUUAUUGACUUUAUUACAUUUUCUGUUUAGUAGUACUUUCACUGCAAUAUUAAAAUAAAUUUGACACUGAAUUAAGACUGUGUCUGUGCCAGUGGAACCAAAUCAAAGCCACUGAAUUGAUGUUUCAUUGGCCUACCCCAUUUGCUGGUUAAAGGGCUGGGGCCCAAAUUCUUUGGCCUAGUGUUUCUCAAUCUUUGCUGUUUGGACUGUUUUUAUGCAGCACAGGACAAGCUGAAGAGGCCAAAUCUGUCAGUCAUUCUGACUUCGUCAUGCCUCUCCCUCCUUCCCUCCUCCCUACCAAAAAGAAAAAGGGAAAGCUCAUGAGCACAUGGAUUUAAGAGAUGGCAAACAAACCAAUGUUUUUCAUAUUCAAUAUCCAAAUUAGUUUCAUUCUUAUCUAAAGUACUGAAUUUAUUUGAAAGUAUUGGGAAAUACCCUCUUGAUUGACUGUUGGAAUCAUUAUCCUUCAUCUAUAUGAUCCUGAGCACCAUUUCUAGAUAUGAUCAGACAUAAUUUAGAAGGGAGAAAACAUAUCGGACUAAACAGUUGGAAAAGUUUGCUACACAGAGGUGCGCUGGUCAACUGAUGGGGUAAUCACGCACUGUGUAGGGAAAAGUGCUGGAGGGGUCUCAUCAGUGUGACCUUGAGGCAAGCUGCUGAACCUGCCUGGAAUCUAACUUUUUCCUCUGUAAAUGAGGGAGCUGGGCUAGACUAGUUCAGAGAUCUGUAUUAGCCCUAACAUAAUAUGAGUCUAAAAAAAGCAAAUUUUCCAUUUAUUAGGGGUCAAUCAAUGUUGAUAAGCAGUCUGUAUAACUAGGGCAAAAACUUCAUCUUUUUCUUUUUGUCUGUGUCUAUACUCACAGAAUGAAUGGCACAACUAAGAUCAGCAUUCAAAGAGCAGCAACCCUGAGCUUAUUAAUCAAACACAUUGAAACUUUGGAAUGGCAGAAGUGGAUUUGGUUGUUUUCAGUAGCAGAAAACUGCUUCAGUUCUUUACCCACCUUUGCAUGUAGACAUAUGGCCAUUACUUUAGUGUUUUUUAUUCUGAGUUAUCUAGACAACUGCCUUAACUUCACUUCAUUUUGGCUGUGUAGAUACAACUUAAUCUUUGGAAAUUUGAUAUAUUUGCUAAAUUUUAAAUAUGAGGAGCUUCUUUUGAGUAGAAAUCAUCAGAAAUCAAGCACACUGUAAUAUUUUUAUGUGAAGGUUUAUGAUUGUAUUUUAGUUCUACUGCCAUGGAUUUCUUGAGUAGGUUUAUUUCUUCUUAGGCAACCAGGAAAUGAUGUAUUUUUCCUGGUUUCACCUUAGUUCUUGAUUAUAUGUCCUUAAGAGGAUCAGUGUGGGUAUAGGUCAUAGAAAUCUAUAGGUGAUCUAAUCACCUUUAUCAGAGACAGAGCAGAGCUGUGGUCUCAGUCUGGUUGUGCAGAAUACUAAGUGGGUAGCAAGAAAGAGUUCCUGAUACAAAAGAUGUAGAGUAUAUAUGGUGUGAGCAGUCCACACGGGUAAUCAGUAUUUGACUGGAAUGGCAAAGGAGUUGGAUAAGCAAAGACUGCACUUACAGGUACCACAGACACAGUGAAAACAAAAUGAAACAAAUGUUUGAUUGCAUGCUCUUUAAUAACACACUUUAUCUUCAUCCAUCUUAAAGUGGAAAUCCAUUUGCCUAUAAAUACCUGUAAAUGACUUUUCAAAAAAAAUAAAUGGUUAUUGCUUUGUGACA